Molecule: messenger RNA, 12295 nt
Organism: Meriones unguiculatus (Mongolian gerbil)
Lineage: Eukaryota; Metazoa; Chordata; Mammalia; Rodentia; Muridae
Gene: Mmp16
Product: matrix metallopeptidase 16
Exons: 10
Coding region: 675-2498 (607 amino acids)
Biological process (GO): extracellular matrix organization; proteolysis; skeletal system development
Cellular component (GO): extracellular matrix
Molecular function (GO): metalloendopeptidase activity; zinc ion binding
Source: RefSeq, a predicted model, not a curated record
UGCGUGUGUUUCCAGCCGAGUGUGCUGUGUGCCGGUGUGUUAGCGUGCUUGCGUGUGUGUGUGUGUGUGUGUGUGUGUGUGUGUGUGUGUGUGUGUGUGUGUAGGACCUAGCGCGCGCGCCUGUGGUUGGAUGUGUGCGCGCGCGGGGCCCCCAGGAGCCUCGCAGACCCCGGGAAGGAGGAGUUAUGUAGAUUACGGAUGAACAUUCUGGAGGGGAGCGGAGAGGAGGGAAGGAGCAGCAGAGGCAGUGGGCUGGGAGCGGCUGAGGCCCUUCCCGCAGAAACUGGGGGCACCGGCCGCGGCGUAGGAGGUGGAGAAGGCGGAGGACGCACGGGCUGGAGGCGGCGGCUGCGACUCGGCGGCGCUGGGAAUCGGAACCGCGGGUGAACUUGGGCGCCACAUUCCGGGCGACGGCCGGGUGAGGAUGGUGAACACUUGCCGCCGCUGACCCUGCUUUUCCUCCGCUCCUCCCAGGCAGCUGAGCCUGGCGCUGAUCUCCUCCCCUGUACGGGUUGGUGAACCUGCAAGCUCCCUAGCUCCCUACCCACCCCUGGACUUUUUUUUUUUUUUUCCUUUUUUCUUCUUUUUUUCUUUUGAAAGGAAACGAGGGAGUGGGCAUUGGGAAAGGGAGAAAACGCAGGGGAGCUCGUCUGUUCGUUGAGGCACAGUUCACUAUGAUCUUACUCACAUUCAGCACUGGAAAAAGGUUGGAUUUCGUGCAUCGUUCGGGGGUGUUUUUCUUGCAAUCCUUGCUUUGGAUUUUAUGUGCUACGGUCUGCGGAACGGAGCAGUAUUUCAAUGUGGAGGUUUGGUUACAAAAAUACGGCUACCUUCCACCUACUGACCCCAGGAUGUCAGUGCUCCGCUCUGCAGAGACCAUGCAGUCAGCCCUUGCUGCCAUGCAGCAGUUCUAUGGCAUUAACAUGACAGGAAAAGUGGACAGAAACACAAUCGACUGGAUGAAGAGGCCUCGAUGUGGGGUACCAGACCAGACAAGAGGCAGCUCCAAAUUCAACGUCCGUCGAAAGCGCUAUGCAUUAACUGGACAGAAGUGGCAACACAAACACAUCACCUACAGUAUAAAGAACGUAACACCAAAAGUUGGUGACCCUGAGACCCGGAGAGCAAUUCGCCGUGCCUUUGAUGUGUGGCAGAAUGUAACUCCACUAACGUUUGAAGAAGUUCCCUACAGUGAGCUAGAAAAUGGCAAACGUGAUGUGGAUAUAACCAUCAUUUUUGCAUCCGGUUUUCAUGGAGACAGUUCCCCCUUUGAUGGGGAGGGAGGAUUUUUGGCCCAUGCCUAUUUCCCUGGACCAGGAAUUGGAGGAGAUACUCAUUUUGAUUCUGAUGAGCCAUGGACACUGGGAAAUCCCAAUCAUGACGGAAACGAUUUAUUCCUCGUAGCAGUUCAUGAGCUGGGACAUGCUCUCGGAUUGGAGCAUUCCAAUGACCCUACCGCUAUCAUGGCUCCCUUUUACCAGUACAUGGAAACAGACAACUUCAAGCUUCCUAAUGACGAUUUACAGGGCAUCCAGAAGAUAUAUGGUCCACCUGACAAGAUCCCUCCACCAACAAGACCUCUACCGACAGUGCCCCCUCACCGAUCUGUUCCUCCAGCUGACCCAAGGAGAAAUGACAGGCCCAAACCUCCCCGGCCUCCCACUGGCAGACCUGCUUAUCCGGGAGCCAAACCCAACAUCUGUGAUGGGAACUUCAACACUCUAGCUAUUCUUCGACGGGAGAUGUUUGUUUUCAAGGACCAAUGGUUUUGGCGGGUGAGAAACAACAGGGUGAUGGAUGGAUACCCCAUGCAAAUUACUUACUUCUGGAGGGGCUUGCCUCCCAGUAUCGAUGCAGUUUAUGAAAACAGUGAUGGAAAUUUCGUCUUUUUUAAAGGUAAUAAAUACUGGGUGUUCAAGGACACAACUCUUCAGCCCGGUUACCCUCAUGACUUGAUGACUCUUGGGAAUGGAAUUCCUCCUCACGGUAUUGACUCUGCCAUAUGGUGGGAAGAUGUCGGCAAAACCUAUUUCUUCAAAGGCGACAGGUAUUGGAGAUAUAGUGAAGAAAUGAAAACCAUGGACCCUGGCUACCCCAAGCCUAUCACCAUCUGGAAGGGCAUCCCUGAAUCACCGCAGGGAGCUUUUGUCCACAAAGAAAAUGGCUUUACCUAUUUCUACAAAGGAAAGGAGUAUUGGAAAUUCAAUAACCAGAUACUCAAAGUAGAACCUGGGUAUCCAAGAUCCAUCCUCAAGGAUUUUAUGGGCUGUGAUGGACCAACAGACCGAGAUAAAGAAGGACUCAGCCCACCAGAUGAUGUAGACAUUGUCAUCAAACUGGACAACACAGCCAGCACUGUGAAAGCCAUAGCUAUUGUCAUUCCCUGCAUCUUGGCCUUAUGCCUCCUUGUAUUGGUUUACACUGUGUUCCAGUUCAAGAGGAAAGGAACGCCCCGCCACAUACUGUACUGUAAACGCUCUAUGCAAGAGUGGGUGUGAUGGAGGGAUUUAUUGUUUUUCUUUCUUUUCCAGGAGUUUGUGGUAACUUGAGAUUCAAGACAAGAGCUGUUAUGCUGUUUCCUAGCUAGGAGCAGGCUGUGGCAGUCUGAUUCAGGGCUGACCUUCCAAACCUAGAGGGUUGCUGGUCCUGCACAUGAGUGGAAAUACAUUCAUGGAGAAGCUUCCAUGAUGCACAGUAUCUGCUGUUCUUCAGUCCUCUGUCUUUCUUUGUCAUUCAGUUCUAGGCCUUUCCUCUGCACGCUCAAUGCCCAGUAAAAUUUCAGGAUUAACUGAAGAAGAGGAAAUAUAGAAGAAAAGUUUCUUAAUUUUUUUUUAAUACUUUUCCUUCUGAAAUCUGAGCCCAAUUCUGGGAAAGAGAAAGAGAGAGAAAGAGAGAAAGAAAACAAAAAGAGCCAAUCAGAAAACCCAUAGGUUUUUUCUUUAAGGCAAAAGAAAAAAAAAAAAAGAAUUGUUUGUUUGUUUUUGUUUUUAAACAACAAAAUCCACAACUGAACUUUCAGGAAAGUGUGAAGACCCAAAACAGCUUUGUCUCCAAAGAAGAUAGCUCUGUGAUCACUACGGAUAGUCUCCUGCGCACCGUUCUGUGAGGCAGAAGGUCUGGAACACACAUGCAGGACUCUAGACUGUUGGGACAGCCAUUUUCCAACAAACAAGGGGCCAAAAUAUCUGCAAUAUAGUAACAGCCUUAAUAAUACAUGCAUUUUUCGUUUUCUACAGCUGUUCUCAGCUAUGUCCACAGUGUAUCAUCACUUCCAUCCUCAUAGCUGUAUUCAGACAGGACCGUUUGAUUGUUUUGAAAUGCUUCUGAACCCCCUCUUGCCUGUUGGCCCAGCAUCACUGUCGUGUUCUUCCCAGUUGUGUUAGGCCUUUGUCCCAGGCCUUCCAUAGGUCUGUCAGCAAUACUCAGCGCAAAGCAGAGCAAGAAGCAGUGUGUCUCUGACAUGAGGAGAGUGAUGGUUAUUUUAUAAAGAUGUAUGACUCUGUUGUUACAGCGGUGUAACCCUUUGAGAACUAUCGGAACAGCUUACAGAGUCAGGGUGAUCAGUCUUGCAAUCUGGUCAUUUGUAGAACUGGACAAUAGUGAAAGCCAUCACAGGUUUGAGAAGUUCAGAUUUGUAAAACAUACCUUACAAUCCCAUGUAAUUCUUUAAUGACUGACAGUACUGCAUAAAUGCUUUUAUAACAAGCAACGAUGUGAAUUGCCAAAAUUUUUCUGGCAAAUAAAAAAGAUAUUUUGUUAACAGUAUCUCACGAGAGUGAAAUUUUAUUUGAAUAAUUGAUUAGAAUAGCCUAUGCUUCAGACUUACUGAUUUUUUUUUCACUUAUUUAAAAUUCAUUGCAUGAAAAUCCAAUUCACCGUGAAAUACGCAGUUAGCAUUCUGUAUUGAUUGAAUUAAAAAAUGGUGACUCUGAGUUUGCAUGAAGAUCUUCCAGUGCAUAACCUACUGCAUGUCAGCCAUAGUUCUCAAAGGGUUGGUGUGACUGCUGGCACUUAGCCAUUCAUUGGAUCACUGACAGAGCUAAGAGACACCAAAGCAUUCCAUUGUUGAGUGUAAUUUGUCCUAACAGCAGUAUUAUCAUUUUCAUGUGACCUGCAGAGCAGGUUUGUAUCAAUAUUUUUUUCCUAGAGAAAAGUCAGCAACUGACAGACCUCUUUAUUGAUUUUAGGAGCUGCUUCUUGCAGUGAAAGGCUUUACAGCCACUGGGCUGUGAACUUAUUAGAGAUGGUCGUGAGGAAAGCACCCCAGGAGUCAGACAAUGGGCUUUGUGUGAAAGCCAGCUUUUGAGGGGAUUAGCUUUUGAAACAAUGAACAGCUUGCCUUGAACUUGAUAUUGAUCUGUUGACUGUCAUUAACAACAACUUAAACCUUGUCUUCUGUGAAAAAUUUUCCUUGAAGAGUCCUGUUCUGUGUCUUUGCCCUUUGACCUUUAACUUGCAAACUGACACAAAUUGAAGGAAAUCUGGUGUCACUUCUCCAUCAGAUUGUUAUUCUCUAACACCUGGUAAGAGCUGUUUCUGUAGAGCGGAGUGAGAGUCUGGGAAGUAGUUCUGCAGCUGGACGCUUUGCUCUCUACAUGCACACUCUGAAUAUGCCCUAUAGAUAGAGGUUUUUUUUAAUUUUUUCUUUAAUUUCAAGCUUAAUUUCAUCAUUUUAGUAAAAAUUACAAAAACCAUAGGAAAAAAAAAAAACAAAACCUCAAAUACUUGAAUGGCCAGUGUGGCUUUUAUAUAAAGCAGGAAUUUUAUACUAGUGAAAAUUUCUUACUCAUUUGCUAAUAAUACACAUUUCCAGAUGAUUUUUAAUGAGUGUAGGUAUACAUUCUUAUUUGGAAAUGGAUAGUUUGGCUGCCUUGAAUUUAUAUUUAUACUCAACAUAGCAUGAAAAUUAGAAUGCCUUUGGUUAAACUACAUGUUUAUGAUUUGGUUGGGGAAAAUAUUUUCUAAUCACGGGUGGCAUGCUGAAAAUCUUUGCAGACUGAUGUUUCCUGCAGUCUGAGCACAUAGCUUGUAAGGGUAGGAAAAAGGAAGAGUUGGGAAAGAAGAAUGGCUUCCUGGCUUCCUAGCACCACAUUAUGCAAUGAGACUGUUCUUCAACAAGGCAUCCCAGACUUGGACUGUGAGGGUCAGUAAGAAAAGGGGGGCAAGGAUUGGACCUGUAGGUCUACUUCAGUACUUCUUUUCCAGAUGAUGCUACUAUUAUAGAGUCAGUUGUUACAGAGCAUGGAGGACUGUAUACAUAAGCCUGUUUAUGCAGCGUUUGCUUAUUAGAGGGUUUAAUCCUUUCAGGAUCUUGAUGUCAAGAAAAAAAUGACUGGGAACCUUUUUUUUCCCUAAUGAUAGACGUGAGUAACUGUAACAUUUUGGGACAUGUGCAAAUCAUUGAGAACUCCAUCAACGUACAUUGGACAUUUUUUUUCACUCUCAAAUCAAAAAGAAAUUCAAUAAGCAAUCUAUUGCCUCUUUAUUCAUUCAUCACAAUACCCUGAUUCAUCACAAGUCUGUAAGUACCUAAGGGCUAGAAAAUAAUCAUAGCAUUGAAAAGGAAAGAGUCUUUAUUAUGCUUGAAUUCUGAUAAAUAUCAAGGAUGUGAUUUGGAUUGUGUUGCCUUGAAUAUGAGAAGUCUAUGUACUAAAAAUGGCUUAUAUGUUUACUAUCUUGACGAGGACAUCAAUAAGAUCAUGUGAUAAGAACUAAGUACAAUGUAAUCAAAAACACCAGGGUUCCUUUGUUCAUUGUAUGCCAGGCACUUCAUUCAUAUGGUUGCUGACUCUUCUUCUUGGGAUUUGUUAUAAAAAAUUUAGUGCUAAAGAAGUCAUGCAAAUGAAAAUAUUUAAUUAACCAACACAUGAAAAUAGCAAAUAAAAAUUUUUAAAGUGAAGUUAUCUAGAUUAAGCACAUGUCAGCUUAAUAUCAGUAAAACAUACAACCUAUCAAAUGAUCUCUGUAAUCUCUAAUUAAGUAACAUAAAAAAUUCAGACCUACUGUUUCCUAAGUGAAAUGAAAACAUAUUCUUGUUCAUAAAAUAAUACAUCUGUUUCAUUAUUUGUACCAAAUAUGAAGACAACUGUAAACAAGGCAAUGGUUUUACAUAAAAUGAUUUUAGAGUUUUACACUUUCAGGUAAAUAUUGUUUCUCUAUAUAUUAAUCAGACUAAGUGAAAUAUUAAGAUAGGUGAUCAGUUUGAAUUCUCUAUAAAACAAUAGUUUUGCAUCAGUGCUGUAGAAAAAGUUGUGAUAUUAGGUAACUGCUAAUCCAUCUGAGAAUAAAGUUUUCUGCGGGUAUGGCUAUCACAGCAGGUGAAGAAAGAUGUUCUUUGCCAUGGCAGACAUUACAGAGCUCAAUUAGAGAACAACAGAUGUUACUAGCGAAUACAGUUUUUGUUACGAACUGGAGAGCAAGGCUUUUCUGAACCAAAAGUAAUAAAGUAUUAAGUAAUGAUAACUGAAAGACAAUUACUAAGUAGUAAACAGUAAAGUCAGGUUGAUGAAAUAAGAAAACAUUAACACUAUUACUCAGGCAGCCUAGAAUCUCUUUUAUCAACACAUAAUUUGGCUUUUUAAAAUACUGUGCAUUUAAUUCUAUUUCAUUUCUUUGAACUAAAAUGCACUGUAGUAGGUAAGAAAAUUGCCCAGAUUCUCCUGCUCACUGUGAUAUCUGAAUGAGGGUGUAUACGGUGGAUCCCAGGAGGGUAAAUGCAAUGUUCUCAAGUUCUCCAUGUUAUGUUGAUAUUCUAAUAUGGCACAAAUUCAGACUCCUGUCAUGUGGACCAUACAAUUGAGUAACUGGUGCGCCCAUAUGAAUUGAACUCAAUGAAGAGGAAUAGAUGUUAUACUUGAAUAGAUCUGUUAAACAAAACUCAUGAAAAGAAUCAUUUUUUUUUUAGGUAUUUGGUAUUUAUUUCCAGAAACAAAUAAAGGCAGUGAUUUGCUGAUAGUUUUGAGUCUGUGAGAUUUUAGUAUAAAAAUAAGCCUGGGGAUGGUGAGGAAAUGUUUACAGUGAUCACAGAAAAAAUGUUUGACUUUUGAAACCGUAAGAGCAUAUUUCAAGCUGUCAAUGACACAACAAACCACUUAAACCACAAGUGUAACAUUCAGAGGACCUAUCACAAAGAGCUAUAAAUAGAGUCUCCACUUAUCUAUGAUACCACAGAAUAGGUCAAACAACUUAUGUGGUAGAACCUAACUGAUCCUUCCAUGGCAAUCACCUCCACAAUACUGAUUUAUAACAACCACAGGAAGCAAGCGCCAGAGUCUAGCAGUCUAAAUAGAUAUAGACUGUUGCCUAAGACAAAAGGAGAGCUAUAUCACAGACUUUACACAAGUCCGUUGUAAAGGCUGAACUCAGUCUAAUAAAGAAACUGACAUUCAAGGAUAGUACCACCAUUAAUACGAAAGCUACGUUUUAUAAGUAGAGUGGGCAGUGGAGGAUAAAAUGAGUCCUCUGUAAAAUAUAAAGUCACACUCUAGCACUCUGUAAUAUUACAGCUAGAGGUUUUACUUUAGCAAGAAUGAAACUAGUAGAGAAAACUGAAACUUCAAGCUCCUCACACCGGGAAAGAGUUUGUGAUUUCUCGAUGUAUAUACUUAGUCAAUGCCCAUUAGAUAUCACCUCUGUAAACACAUCUGAUACUCAUCCAUUGCCUCAUAGACCCAAAAAGUUAAAAACAUCCAUUCAGUAAUCUCAGUGAGAACAAAGUUAGAACCCUGAGAAAAAAGCCAUUUCCCUAGGAUAGAAAUUUACCUCAAUAAUCAUGUAACACAAAACACUUGGCAUAGUAGCAAAAGUUGCCUUAGUGUUCUAGUCUGAUCUAAUUGUAGACUUUGUCUAUGAUGCUCCACUAGCAUUGUUUCUCAUGUUUGAGUUGGCUGAUUUUGAAAUAUUUCUUGUCAGAUUAAGAACAUCUACUUAUCGAUAUCUUUUUCAAUGUGUCUACUCUGAAAUAUGAUCCAAUAGUAUAGAAAGCCUAUGAUGACUUGGCAUAUUCACAAAAAAUCAGAGAAAACCACUGGUGAUGUUUGACACUCCCCAUCAAUUUUUCUGGUAGGAUCCAGAAGUAGUAGCUUUCAGUGUUUGAAUACAGCUAUUAACUGGUAACAAGUGGCAUAUAUCAUUUCUUUACAAUAAUCUGAUGCUUAUACUAAGUCAUAAUAGAAGACGAGAAGCUUCGUGGUGUAGCAAUGGCUUCACAGGCAUUUGUAACAAAUGCUUUAACAGUGAAAUGGGGCAAAAGUCAGCAACUUGUGAUGAGUACAUCCUAAGCAUAAACAGCUAUAUACUCUAUAUAGUCUAUACAGGACAUUUGUAUAUGGACAGAUCUGAGAUGCUAUGCCUUUCAAGUAAAAACGAAGUGUGUCUUGGAAAUUUUCUUAUAUUAACAUAGGACUAAUUAUAUUAUUCGGGUGGGUGGUCUAUGUGUCCUUCCAUGAAAGGGCGCACUGGGCCAUGCGGAAAAUACAUCCUAAGCCGGAGUAUUGUGCUGAUUCACAUGACGUGGCCAUGUGCUCUGCUACAGAGCUGGAUUUUAUACCCUUAAGAAGGGAAGAAAAUAUCAAAUAUAAAUGUAUCUCUUUCGUAUUAGGCCACUUAGCUUCAAAGUAAGUUGUCACUAACUUUUAUUUCACUGAAGAAAUGGAAGGAUAUAAUGCUGAUGAAAAAUAAAAUAUAUUUAAAAAAAAACACAUUUUAGCCAACAAAGACAUUUUCUACAAUUUUUCUUCACCUGUUUUUGUUGAUCAAAAGAAAAUUACAUAUACAUGUGUUUAAUACAUAUGUAUAUAUAUAUGUAUGGAUAUAUAUGUGUGCACAUAUAACAUAUAUAUGCACACAUAUAUAUAAGCCUCUUUGUAGCACUUGAUAGGGAGCUAGAUUGGCUACCAGGCAUAGCGUUUUUAACACGGGCCUUUUUAUACAUGCCUCAUACAUUAUGAAGCUUUGGUGAGGUGUGACGUGAAAGGAUGCUUUUCCCUAGGAUUAGACUCUGGUGCUGCUUGUACUUGUCAUUGUGUGAGUGUUUGUUGCUAUGUUGGCCUGUCUUGUUCGUAUACUGAUGAAUAAAGCCUUGUGUGCACUCUCUAUUUGACGUCACAAGAAUGCAUGUUUUGUUUGCUGUCAUGUGAUACCAGUUGGAUCCCAUUCCUUUUCUACAUACCAACAUAACAACUAUGUUGUUAAUACAGAACAUACUUUGAAUGAAUGGUUUUGGUAGUAAUAUACAUGUUUUGUUUUUAUUUACUUCACCGAGUUAACAUCGACACCAGUAUUGCCUCAUAUCUUGCUCCUUAUGUAUUCCAUUGCUUAUCUAAAAUUAGGAUUUUAGUUACGAUAGCCGUUUCCUUCUUUUCUAUAUGACAUCUACUCAUUAACACAAUUUUUUACAGUCAAACAAACAUGGAUUCUAAUUAAGAGUGAGUGAUUAUCAGGAUUUUCCAACUUUCUUCUGAGAUCCAUUAUUUGACUCUUCAGCCACCAAUUUUCUUCUACCUAAUUUUUUUAAUGAAUCAGUUUUAAUUUUCUUUCUCUUUGUGAAGACUAGAAUUUAGCAGCACUGCACAAUGUAGAUGGAACCCUGCAGAUGUGUCUUUGUUUCUCGGUAUAUUCCAUCAUUAAUUACACGGAAAACAAAACCCUUAUAAGAUCCCAAAUUCUUUCAUUUGCUUAUAUUUUUAUAGAGCUCUUCCCCCUAGGAAAGUAAGAUGCUGAGUAUAAUUGUAGCUGUCUGUUGAUAAGACAGCUAUGAAAAUUUAUUUGGGGAGAAUGUAUCAAAUGUAAAUAUACAAUAAAGUAAAUAUUACAAUAUAGUGUUUAAGUACAUCUGGAGGAUAUGAAAGCCUAAAGCCUUGACUUUUUGGAAUAUUUACCUUGAGGGGUAAAUUAAAUAUAUAAGAAAGAGAUAAAAUAAAAGAUGAAGGUGUGCUAUAACAAAAGCUUUCGUUGCACUGGUUUUGACUGCAUCGGCAUUCCUGUUGUUGACCUCUAUUAUCAGGGGGCUUAGAGACUUGGCCAUAAAAUUUGCUUCAAGUAUAAAGUCUUGUAAGACUUUUUUCCUUACGUGUACCUAAUUUUAAACAAAUAUAUUUUGGUUUUAUAUUAUGGAAAGUAAAUGUUUGGAGUUUGCUCACUUAAUUUUGUGCUAAUACAAAAUUUAAUAAGCUUGAUUUUUCAUAAAAACAUAAAAUAUAAUUAGUUCAUAGUCUAAUUUCUUAAACAAACUAAAUAUUGUUGACAUGGAGUAUUUUGCCUGCUUCACCAGUGUGGUACUUAUCUUCAAUAUAUUUUAGGACUGACUUGCAUACAUGUUGUUAUCUUGAUUUCAAUAGUAUAUCAAUAUGACUGAAAAAGAAUAUAGAUAUAUGAUAUCUAUAUGUUAUCUUGUAGCAUAUAUUUGCGAAUAUAUAGCAUAAGAUAUAUAUGUGAGUAUGCAUAUACAUAUAUAUGCACUAGAUAGGUUAAGUGGAAGAAGCUCCUGUCCAUUAUCAAAUAAAUACCAUGUAUAUUUUUAAGAAUUGCACAGACAUUUAGCUUUCAGAGUCCAAAUGAGAGACAAAAAAUUGCAGAAUAAUGUUCUCUCUUGGGAAAACAACAAGCAUUUUACAGCUUCCUGUGAAAAGCACCUUUCAGUCAUCUAGUGUGAUAUUAGUAAUUAAAACAUUGAAAGUAAAGAAGGAUUUACUAAAUGAAAAUAGACUGUGAAGCAGAAAGAAAGGUCAAGGAAUCAGAAUUUCAGACAGUUGAAUGUGAUUGUCUGUACCUUAGCAUUAUGUCAUUCCCUAAUAUGUCUUCAGUUAAAGAGAGUGUGAAAGUCUGAGUUUCUGAGUUGCUUAUAUUGUUUUCUACAUUAUCUCACUAAGGAUUGAAAACAUUUAGUUUCCAUGUACCAGGCAUGAAAUGAUACUUUUAUUUACUCAGAGGAUUUUAAGGGUUGAAUAUUAUGGUUUUGCCCUCACCGGAUUACAUUUAUUCCUUUGUGAAUUUGGCAUAUAUAUUUCUCCUGAUUGCUUCUACUGACAAACACAAAGCUUGUUUGUGUGCAAAUAAAAGGCUAAACAAAUGGUGCUAAAGUGUAUUAUGACUGUCAGAUAUAAUCAGGCAAAAUUUUGUGGUGCUUCAAUUAAUUUUUCAUUGAUUUUAUUGACCAGUGUGUUGAAUGGUGUUUAUUCACGAUUUGUUUUUUAUUAGUAAAAUUAAGGCUUCAUAGCACAUUGUUAAUAAAAUGGUUGCCUAGAUUGUGUAACAGCUCACCAAGCUAUUAUAUCCUUGACUCCUUAUAAUGAGGACUCAUUAAAGGUCAAGGGUCAUGCUAUUAAUUUCAUUCUAUAGAUCAGUAACAUGACUGAACAUUUUUCACAAGGUACUUAUGUUUACAAUGCUAUAACCCUUUGACUGCUGUGGCAACCUUAACCAUACAAAUGUCAGAAGCUAAAAUCAUCCGCAUGGUUUGUGCCAUGGCAAUCAAAGAGUUAAGGGCUGUGCAGUUAUUUGUUUUGUAUUUAUUAAUUUAUAUUUAUUUCAUUUCCAUUCAAAAAGUGGUUUGGGUGGGGCAGUGUUUGUCUGCUGUAAGUGUCUUAACCUAGGGAAAGGUUAAAUGGCUUUUUAUACUGUUGCAUCUUCUGUAUUUGCCAUCAAUUCAUUGUGUUGUAAUUUUAAAUAAAUGUCAAUAAAUAAGAAAACCGAGUAAUGGUUCAUAGACAUUGUGGUUUUAGUCAUGAUUCACUUUCAUUUAUGACCAGCAUGUAGACUAUGAUCAAUAGCUUCAGUCUUUGCUGUCUUUGUCUUCCCUAUUAAGAAACAGCAAAUGAAAAUGCUUGGGUAAUUUAGAGAAAUGUUUCUUGUGUAUUUUCCUGAAUUUGCAAGUGUAUUUAACUAGACUUAUCAAUUGGAGAAUUGCUUACCUAUAUGUAAACAAUCAUGAUCAAGGAGAGGAGUAAAAAACACUCCUGCACCUCAUGUACUUCAGGCAAGUAUUCAGUAGCACAAACAUGGCUUUGUAUGGUACUUAUCCUGUACAAAAAAUAACUAUCUGAGGAGGUAUAAACUAUUAAUUAAAAAUUGUAUGCCCACCCUCAUUAGGUAUAGUCAAUUAAAGGAGUUAUGUUUUCUAUCGAAUCUUUGGCAGAAUAUCAUGUGAAGAACCCUCCCUUUACUUUUCUUGGUGCUGGGAUCGGAACUCCGUCCUGUGCACAUGAUUACAAUUCGCGCUAUCACUAAACAACACUUCAGUCCUCUUUUUUAAAUGAUGUUAUUAUAAUAAAAGAAGGCUGUCAGUGAAGAACUAAAU